AUGUCUCCCUCCUGGGGGUCAUCCUCCGAUCCUCAUGAGCUCCCCCAGCUUGCUAACCUGCGAUCUCUCCCGCUCAACAUAGAUGACGCUCCUCACGCCAAUUCCUGGGAACGCUACCAGGAAGAAGGUGUGCAGCCUGAACACGAGGCUUCCUUCGUCCACGAGCUGAUCGCUGGUGCCGCCUCCUUCGAGGCUGCCAAGGCCUACGAGGACCACGUUGCACGAAAUGGCCCACCCCCCAACCACCAGAUGGCCAAGGAACUGAUGGCUGGAUUUGCCGGUGCUUUCAUUGACCGCGAGGUCGAGACCAAGGGUCUGGACUUUGUUGACCGGGAGCGGGCGAAGCGCCAGGCCCAGAACCACAUUGAACAGGAGGACGAGAGCCGGUUCAACUACUAA
This is a messenger RNA of Penicillium oxalicum, 399 nucleotides long. Its product is annotated as DUF3759 domain-containing protein. The transcript is spliced from 2 exons. The record is from RefSeq and is a predicted model, not a curated record. The coding region runs from base 1 to 399 and encodes 132 amino acids. Lineage: Eukaryota; Fungi; Ascomycota; Eurotiomycetes; Eurotiales; Aspergillaceae.